AUGUCCGAAUCCUUCGCCAUCCUCCGCCAACGCCGCUCCGACGAGCUAGCCAAGCUCGCCGACGAGCACCUCCAACAUGACCUCAACUCCGGAGACCGUGACAAGCUCAAUGCAGCCGCAUCUUCAAUCUCCCUGUGGACAACAGUUGGCUCUGCGGUCGGUGUGAGUCUUGGUCUUCUAGCCGCAAUCCGACUGCGCAGUACGCGCAAGGCGUUCUUCUCUGCCAUUCGCGCGCAGGAGAGGCCUACGAAGGUUAUUUUUGAAGAUGGGAGGACUGAGUCUAUUCCGGACCUUACGCCGCUGUUGAAGCCCACUACUUUGGGUGAUGUUGCGACUUAUUUCUUUGCGACGGCCGGCUUUGCUGGUGGUAUGGCGAGAGGGACAAGCAGUAUCAAUGCGGAUCCGGAGAGCAAGAAGAGAAUUGAAACUGCUUUUAGGAGAUUCCGGGCUCAUGUGCUGCGGAAACAAGCCGAUGCUUUGGAUAAGGGGAGCAAUGAUACCGGUUUGAUCUGA
This is a messenger RNA of Penicillium samsonianum, 513 nucleotides long. RefSeq lists its product as uncharacterized. The coding region runs from base 1 to 513 and encodes 170 amino acids. NCBI's taxonomy places the organism in Eukaryota, Fungi, Ascomycota, Eurotiomycetes, Eurotiales, Aspergillaceae. The transcript has 3 exons. The record is from RefSeq and is a predicted model, not a curated record.